UAUGAGACAAAUACUGUCAAAUCGGAAAAUCAAAUUUUUUGUUAAGAUUUUGUAAAGUAUGGCAAUAUUUUUAUUUAAUACAUCUUGUGCUUCUCCAUCUUAGAAUACCGUAAGAAAUACUAGAUUGAAAAAAAAUAGAUGAUUUAAAUUCUGGAAUGGAAUUGGCGCUGAUCAUAGCUCUCGCCUGUACUGCUGGUAGCGCAGAACGCUAUGAUGAUUACUCCAGCGCACGUAUGCCAGACUAUCAUAUGCAUAACGAAGAUUCACGAGAUGAUUACUCAGAACGACCAUCAGACAUCUCAGCGCCACCUCUCGACUAUUCAUACGAAGAUGAAAGAAGAGAAAGAGCUGCUCAGAAUAUAGAACACGAAAGAGAAGUCGGUGAUGUAUGGCAUAAAGAGCGUAAGAAAAAUAAACCAGUAGCAUUUGUAGAAGAUUAUAAUAGUCAAGAUUUAUAUAAGUACUCCAAUACGCCAGAUGAAGAACACAAGUUAUAUGCUAGACGUCGAGACGAUUCUAAUAGACUGCACAAUAGACGUAAGAAAAUAGAUACUAAAGAUGAACUUUACUCUAAAAAUAGCCGAAGUAGAUUUAUCGACGAAGAUGUUCCCUAUAAUGACCAUUUACAAGGAAUCGAGGAGGACAUGCUAGAAAACAAAAGGGAUAUUAAGGAAAAAAAGAAAACUGUGCACCGCCAUAAUAUUGUAAAUAAUAGAAAAGUUAAACGACGAAAAACAAGGAACCGAGAGAAUACCGAUAUACUUGAUAGCGAGGACGUCUUGACUGCUGAAAAAGUAUUUGAUGUAGAUGAGAGGGUAGACAAUGAAAAGAGAAAAUGGGACUUGGAUGAGCCUCGAGCGCUACAACCAGCACAAGACGAUGACAUCCGUUUGAAACCAAAUGAACGAAGAGCUGGUAAAGGUUACGCAGAUUAUGAUCAAUACAAUGAUAUGAAAAGGGUCGAGAGAAUCAAAAACAAAAUGCCAGCGCUUCUUCAUCGAACAACAGUGAGAGAAUUCAUGGCUCCGAGCGCUCGACCAAUUAUUGACUGGCCGUUACGUCGGGCUAAACUUCCAGACGAACCAGAAGACUCUAAUAAUUACAGAAAAAAUUUCCCAAUAGAUGCUUCAAUUACUAAAUCUUCUAUUAUUCCUAAAGUGUCGAUAUUUGGUAAAACAACAACUAACAAUGGAGAGGUAAUAAUAACGAAAGGUAUUGUUAGUGGGAGUUCUGAACUAUCUUUAGCUGAGAAAUCUAAGCUGUCAAUUCUUAAAAAAGCACAGAGAAAAGAAAUAUUACCAAACGUUACGAUAACGACAAAACCACCCGUACUUAUGCUUGUUACGCAGCGCAUGCAAACAAUGGUGAUGGUUGAGCCACCACAGUCAAAAGUAGAGCGUUUGAGACCACGAGAAAUAUCAGAAGACACACCUGAACGUAUUGCCCGAGCUAAGAAGCUGAUGCGACAUAAGUUGCUCUCAAAUGCAAAGAAUAUUCAUGAGCUGAUCAACAAUUGGGACGAUAUGGUUUGCGACUACAUCGAUGUUUCUCUGUUGAAUGAAGCUGCAUGGAUAAAAACUCCUUCCUUACUUCUUUUUUUUUCUUAUUUAAGUUCUGCUUGGGUCUUUGACUGAGGAAUUCAUUUGUGUUAUGUACCUUUUGUGAUCACAAUUUGAAAUAUAA
Leptidea sinapis is the source of this 1683-nucleotide messenger RNA. RefSeq lists its product as uncharacterized. The record is from RefSeq and is a predicted model, not a curated record. Lineage: Eukaryota; Metazoa; Arthropoda; Insecta; Lepidoptera; Pieridae. The transcript is spliced from 3 exons. The coding region runs from base 156 to 1634 and encodes 492 amino acids.